Setaria italica (foxtail millet) is the source of this 3412-nucleotide messenger RNA. RefSeq names its product putative GTP diphosphokinase RSH1, chloroplastic. The transcript is spliced from 24 exons. The coding region runs from base 262 to 2922 and encodes 886 amino acids. Gene Ontology annotation, biological process: guanosine tetraphosphate metabolic process. NCBI's taxonomy places the organism in Eukaryota, Viridiplantae, Streptophyta, Magnoliopsida, Poales, Poaceae. The record is from RefSeq and is a predicted model, not a curated record.
CGCACCCGCACCCCGCAUCCGCCCUGUUCCAUUUCACCACGGCCGCGGCCUUUGUGUGGCCUCCGUCUCGUGUUAUCCCUUCUUCGAGUUCUUCCGCCCUCCCUCCCCUCCUUCCCCCUCGGCAAAGCCCCCCCUCCCUCCUCUCCCGGUGUCGACCCGACUCGCCGCUCCCCGCGCCCAAUUCGCGCCGGCCCCCACUGGAGGCGGCGUCGACCGGGCGAGGGCCUCCGCGCCGCCGAUAAGAUUGCGCCGCGCCGCGCCAUGCAGACCCCACCUCCCGCCGUGCCAGCGUCGUCGCUGGAGUGCGUGAGCUCGUGCAGGGCCGCCUCGUGGAAGGGGGGUGGGAGGCCCUACGAAUGCAGCGUGCUCUCGUGCGCGUGGAACGCGCCGCGCGCGCUCACGGGCGCCCUCGCCAGCACCGCGCAGUGCUCCUCCUGCGGCCACACCGAGGCCGGAGGCGGCUGGAGGAGGCGUGGGCGGUCGCGUCGGAGUAACAACUCGUUACCGCACAUCACCUUGGAUGAAGACAUCAAUAAAGGGAGAUUUGGUUAUGGUCCAUCACCUGCUUACUCUGAAAGUUUUUUCAGACCUUGGUCUACUUCUGUCAACCCAACAUGGAGAACUUACUGCUAUUCAUCAUCUGAAUCCUUCUUCAUUUCCCCAGAGACUUUGUGGGAGGAUCUCAAACCAGUUGUUUCGUAUCUUCAACCUGAAGAGUUAAACUUUGUGCAUGAUGCUUUGAAGUUGGCAUAUGAGGCACACAGUGGACAAAAACGGCGAAGUGGAGAGCCAUUCAUUAUUCAUCCUGUUGAAGUUGCUCGUAUUCUUGGAGAGCAUGAACUUGACUGGGAAUCAAUUGCUGCUGGUUUAUUGCAUGACACUGUUGAAGAUACAGAUGUGGUUACCUUUGAAAGAAUAGAGAAUGAGUUUGGUCCAACCGUGCGUCGUAUUGUUGAAGGAGAGACAAAGGUAUCUAAGUUGGGGAAACUUCAGUGCAAAAGUGAGGGUAGUUCGAAACAAGAUCUUAAAGCAGAAGACCUAAGGCAGAUGUUUCUUGCCAUGACAGAAGAGGUUCGUGUGAUCAUUGUCAAACUGGCAGACAGGUUGCAUAACAUGCGUACUCUCACACAUAUGCCUCAGCACAAGCAGUAUGCCAUUGCCAUGGAGACAUUGCAGGUCUUUGCACCUCUAGCAAAACUCCUCGGGAUGUACCGAAUAAAGUCUGAAUUGGAAUAUCUAUCCUUCAUGUACGUGAACCCCAUUGGUUUUGCUGAACUAAGGAAAAGAGUUGAAGACUUGUACAAGGCCCAUGAACAGGAAUUGGAAGAGGCAAAUAGAAUUUUAAGGCAAAAGAUUGGUGAGGAUCAGUUUCUUGAUCUUGUGAGUGUUGAGACAGAAGUGCGCUCAGUUUACAAAGAGCUCUACAGCAUUUACAAAACUACGCUCAAAUCCAAGAGUUCAAUAAAUGAGGUGAACCAGGUUGCUCAGCUGCGGAUCAUCAUAAAACCAAAAUCCUGCAAUGGUGUUGGGCCAUUGUGCACUGCGCAACAGAUCUGCUAUCAUGUUCUUGGUCUUGUUCAUGGCAUAUGGACACCCAUUCCUCAAGCUGUGAAAGAUUACAUUGCAACUCCAAAACCUAAUGGCUACCAAAGUCUACACACAACAGUGAUACCAUUUCUUAAUGAAAGUAUGUUCCAUUUGGAAGUUCAGAUUAGAACAGAAGAUAUGGAUUUAAUAGCAGAAAGAGGCAUUGCUGCACAUUACAGUGGAAGAGGGGUGGUUUCUGGACCUGUUCGCCCUGGAAUAUCAAGUGGAAGAAAUUCCAAGGGAAAAGUAAUCUGCCUCAAUAAUACAGGCUUUGCUCUGAGGAUUGGUUGGCUCAAUGCAAUCCGCGAAUGGCAAGAAGAGUUUGUUGGUAAUAUGAGUUCUAGGGAGUUUGUUGAUACUAUCACCCGAGAUCUUCUGGGAAGCCGUGUCUUUGUGUUUACUCCUAAAGGCGAGAUUAAAAAUCUGCCUAAGGGAGCCACAGUGGUUGAUUAUGCUUAUCUGAUCCAUACUGAAAUCGGCAACAAAAUGGUUGCAGCAAAGGUGAAUGGCAAUCUAGUUUCACCAAUCCAUGUACUUGCAAAUGCUGAAGUGGUCGAGAUUAUAACUUAUGAUAAAUUAUCUAGUAAAUAUGCAUUCCAGCGUCACCAGCAGUGGCUACAGCACGCCAAAACUCGCAGCGCUAGACACAAAAUUAUGAAAUUCUUAAAGGAGCAAGCUGCCCUUUCUGCUGCUGAAAUUACUGCUGAGGCAGUCAAUAAUUUUGUUGCUGAUAUUGAAGACGAAAGUGACAGUGAGCUUUCAAUUCCAAGCACCAAGAAGGAAGAUAGUAAAUUCAACUGGGAGAAGAUAUUAAAUUCAGAUAAAUUAUCCUUUGUCAACAAAAGUAGCGAUGGCUUUUUACCUGUUAAUAAUGUCCAUCCAAAGGUCAAUGGGAAGCAAAACAAAACUGUUAAGGAACUGGGCAUCAAAAUUAAUGGUCAUUCUACAAUUCGAGGUGAUAGCUUCAGUGAAUUAAUGCGCCCUGGCAAUUCCACCUGCAAGGACGUUUUUCCUGGUUUGGAUCACUGGAAAUCUGGUAAAAUUUCUGGUUGGCAUAAUACAGAAGGCAGCUCUAUCCAAUGGCUUUGCAUAGCCUGUGUUGACCGAAAAGGGAUGAUGGCAGAAGUUACAUCGGCUUUAACAGCCUGUGGAAUUACCAUAUGUUCUUGUGUGGCUGAAGUUAAUAAAAGGAGGGGAAUGGGUGUAGUGCUGUUCCAUUUUGAGGGAAGCUAUGAGAAUGUGGUCAGUGCAUGCUCAAGUGUUGACAUGAUUCUUGGUGUUCUUGGUUGGUCCGUUGGAUGUAGCUGGUGUCCAUUGGGUGUUCUUGAGUGCUAGUGGAUAUCAGGAGACUUGUGUGACCACAUUAGUUCACCCCUUCACCAUUAUCUCCUCCAAGAUGGAGGUACUUUUGAAAGCACCACAUGGAUCGCUCAAUAAUUUUGUUGGUCAGAUCAUGGUUGGUGAGCGAGUGGAGCCCUUUACUUCUCUGUCAAAAUAGACAGUGAGGGCAAGCAAACUAGAACCAGACAUAUGCAUCAUUCUAAAUGUGAGUGUACAUAGCAGAGCGAGUAGGGUACUGUUAGAGUGUUAGUGCAGGGAUCUGUUGGAUUAUACAGAAGGCCUUAAAAAAGAUUGCUAAAGGCUGUUCUCCCACUUAUGUGGCUUGCAUAUACUAGUUGUCUACUUAAAUGUGCAGCUAGAAUUUUGACCGGAACUCUAAUUCCCAAAUUUUGUCCGUAUUUGGUUAUUCUCGUAGUCUGCCUGUAAAUUUUAUUGUAUAGCUUCAAUUUUGCAGUGGAAAAUUUUGAGCACAGUUUAACUGAGA